AAGCCGCCAUGUUGCCAGUUCUUGGUGCAAAAUACAUUUAAAAUUUUGACUGUUAUUCUGUAUUAUCUUAACUUGGUGUUAAACAACGAAGAAAAUAAAUAGAAUAGCAAUAGGAAAUAAAUAUUUGUUCGUUUUAAGGGUUUCCUUCGAGAAUUUCUGACAGUUGGUCACGAAAACUGACCUAACCUAAAAUAAAAAACAACAACACCGACCUGCACCGACCGAAAAUUAUGAAUUUAUUAGUUAAAGAAGAAAAGGAUGUCGUUAAAGAAUAUAAUCCGACGUGUUUCUGCAAAGAGAGCAAAGACGAAAUCGUUAAAUGCCUUGAGGAAAAAGUCGACUAUGUGUACUCGUUUAGGGAUAGAUUCUUCGAGAACCACGACAUAAAAGAAGCAAUAAACAAAAACGCGGAUGUUGAGAAGUUAAUGUUGGAAAUGUUGAGUAUUUUCGACAAACAUGAAAGUUUGGCUUUGCAAGUCAAUAAGGCGCGUUAUAACUACUUGAGGGGGAAAUUGUUGAACGUCAUGCCAAAAUUCAAUGUUGUCGCUGAAAGUUUGCUAUCGAAAGCGUGCAAGUUGGACCCAAAGAUGUUGGAAGCUUGGAACGAGCUGGGAGAAUGUUACUGGAAGAACGAGGAGCUACAAAAGGCCAAGAAUUGCUUUGAAAUGGCCGCCAAAGAUGAAGUUAAAAAGAACAAGAUUGCAUUGAGGAAUUUAUCGAUGAUAGCAAGGCAGGAAAUAUGCGAAAAUGCUGAAGAGAGAAACAAAAAUAUCAGACUGGGUUUAAACUAUGCCAAAGAAGCUGUCCGGUUGGACACCCAUGAUGGUAUUUCGUGGUCAAUUUUGGGAAAUGCACAUUUAUCAAGUUUUUUUGGCAUUCACCAAAAUCCCCAAACUCUAAAGAGAUGUAUUAAUGCUUAUAGUCAUGCAGAAAAAGAUGUUAUUGCCAGAAGUACGCCAGACUUGCAUUACAACAAAGGGAUUACCUUAAAGUAUGAAGAAGAAUUCCUGCUGGCCCUGGAAUCAUUUAAACGGGCUAGUUCGUAUGACCCGACUUGGGAACCCCCGAAAAUCAAAGAAAGACAACUGUUAGAAUACCUAAGGGAAAUAAACGAUUUAGUUUCGACCCGUGGUAAAAUGAAAGCCAAAAGACUGCAGCAAAUAUUACAAUCAAUAGAUGCCAAACAAUUGGGGCCUUUUGGCGGGGGCGGCUACACAUCCUCGGGGGGGAAAACGGUAAAAUUGGAGGAAACUUUAUUAAACGAUUUAAAAACCGGUUUGAACGAGGAAAAAGUGGUUUUAGGGAAAGUGGUGUGCUCCAUAAGAAAUGAUGAUACAGUUCCUUUCACUUUUUGUUUGGUGGAUACAAAUUGCACUUGUGUGGUUGUGACCAUUUAUAAUUUGGCAAGCGGUAAAGGAGUUAUUAUAGGGGAUUCGGUGGCCAUUCCGGAACCAUUUGUUACUGAUGUUGAUUUUUCGUACAAUGAUAAGAAAUACAAAUUUCGAUUAAUCCGUGUAGAAAACCCCCUGAUUUUGGUAAUCAACAGUAAAAAAGGGACUAGAGAACUCAUGGCCGGGGUGCAAAUGUCGCUUUUCAAAAAAUUCGAUUGAAAAAUAUUUUUUAACUCCAUAACAAUUUCUAUUAGGUACUUAACUAUUAUAAGAUUGCACUUUUUUCUAAUUAUAUUAAAUUUGCUAUUGUUAAAAAGUAUUAAACAUUUAAAUUUCUUAUUGGUGCAAUAGUGGACCUAAAAUUCGUUCUUUAACUGAACUGCGUUUUAACUUUUUUAAUACGAUUGAUUUUUAACAUUUUCUCAGUUUGAUUUUUUAGGCUUUCAUCACUUUUUAUAGCUUUAAUAAUGUAUACACUAUUACUUUGUAUGAAUCCUUUUU
Messenger RNA from Brassicogethes aeneus, 1892 nucleotides. The record is from the annotation of a GenBank genome assembly. Lineage: Eukaryota; Metazoa; Arthropoda; Insecta; Coleoptera; Nitidulidae.